AUGGCUCUAGAGGUCGUUUGUGGAGCUUUUCUCUCUGGUUUAUUUCAGGAAAUAUUUCAUAAGAUGGCCUCUCGGGAUGUCAUGGACUUCAUCAAGGGGAAGAAGCAGACCAAAGGGUUGCUAAACAGGUUGGAGUUGACGCUGCAAUCUGUUAUUGUUCUGGAUGAUGCUGAAGAGAAGCAGUUAAGUAACUCCGAUGUGAAGGAGUGGCUGGAUGAGCUUAAAGAGGCCGUCUUUGAUGCUGAGGACCUGUUGAACGAGAUCAAGACAGAUGCCAUGAGGAGCAAGUUGGAAGCUGAACAAUAUGGAAGUCGCACAAGUAAGUUACACCAACUCAUGUCUGUUUUCUUUCAUGCUUUCGAUGAAUCAGUAGAUCCCAAGAUAGAGGAAAUUCUUGAGAGAUUAGACUUGAUUGUUAGCUGGAAAGAUGCCCUUAAUUUGAAAGCAGGUGCUAGGCACAGACUCUCAAUGAGAGUGAUACUCCCUUCGACUUCUCUGGUAGACGACUCUGGUGUCUAUGGAAGGUACGAAGAUAAGGAGACCAUGACUAGGUUGUUAUUAUGGAACGAUGCUAGUGGCCCAUCGUGGGCAUGGGUGGGAUUGGAAAGACCACCAUUGCUCAGCUCUUGUACAAUGAUGUAA
Fragaria vesca subsp. vesca is the source of this 642-nucleotide messenger RNA. Its product is annotated as putative disease resistance RPP13-like protein 1-like. The coding region runs from base 1 to 642 and encodes 213 amino acids. The record is from RefSeq and is a predicted model, not a curated record. NCBI's taxonomy places the organism in Eukaryota, Viridiplantae, Streptophyta, Magnoliopsida, Rosales, Rosaceae. The transcript has a single exon.